AUGGCGGUGCUUGCCAUUGAAGGGCACAAGAAGCUUGAAGCUGCACAGCAGGAGCUUUAUGAUGCAUUCAGUGCCUGUUUUAAGACUGUUAACGGAAGAAGUGUGGACACAUGGCAGCCACAUGAGACAAUUAUGCUUUGCAAUGACACAACAUUCUUCGAUCUAGCAGAAGCGCUGCGAGCAGAGAUUGCGACACUGACUGGUGAGACCUUGACUCCCGUCACGGAUGUGGUCAGCAUUGCGGCUUUGGCCAAAGCCAGAGAAUUGCAUUUGGAGGGAGACUUGACGACCGAGAACUUGGCAGAGACAGUCUUCCGAACUCAACUUCUUGGAGAGCUUCUGGUGGAUUUGCAGGCCUGCCGGCUAAUGGCCAAGAAGUACUGCUGCACAGAUUUGCGCUUGGAACUCUCCGACAAGGCCACAAGCGAGGCAAAGGACUUGGUAGAAGAUAUUUCCAAAGCGUUUGGGAUCAUUGCAUAUGCAGCCAGGAGAGGAGGCAAAGGUGCCUACAAGGGCAAAAGCAGGGGUCUCCAGCCAGUGGAUGAAAAGGUUCAGGCCUUGGAGGAGGUCGCAGCCAAAAUCGGAUGUGACACUUCCUGGUCGGCAAAGAGGUUUGAUCACCUCCUGUAUCCAUGCUGGAGCUUGUCCCCAGAACAGGAGAAGACGGUGUAUGAGAUCAUGGAGGUGUUCAACCAGGAGUAUUCCGUGAGGCGGAAGGUGCUAACUCGGCGGCUGGAUGUCACGAUCCAGGCCUUUUUGUGGUCACCCAAAGCCGACUCCUACAUGGAGCAAAUUUCUCAGGCUAUUGCAGCCGUCAUGGAUUGGCGAGAUCAUUUGAGUUUCGCUAGCAUAGGGAGCUGGCACAUGCUUGCCACUGAUGAAAAAACUGUCCAAGAACCUCCAAAGAUAUCGUCCAUCACCGCUCUGAAGUCUGUGGUGAAGACCAUCAUCAUCGGUGCAGUGCCUGAUCGAGGUGGUGUGCCUGAAGGUCUGGCCUUGCAAGUGGCAAUAUGA
Molecule: messenger RNA, 1014 nt
Organism: Durusdinium trenchii
Lineage: Eukaryota; Dinophyceae; Suessiales; Symbiodiniaceae
Source: the annotation of a GenBank genome assembly